Hyposmocoma kahamanoa is the source of this 1579-nucleotide messenger RNA. RefSeq lists its product as uncharacterized. The record is from RefSeq and is a predicted model, not a curated record. The coding region runs from base 16 to 1488 and encodes 490 amino acids. The transcript has 3 exons. NCBI's taxonomy places the organism in Eukaryota, Metazoa, Arthropoda, Insecta, Lepidoptera, Cosmopterigidae.
UUUUUAUGUUCACAUAUGAAUAAAAAUAAUUUUUCAACGUCGACCACAAUGGUUGCAACUAAAAGCAAUCACAAAGUGAUAUCGUGUUCAACACCUGAGCAUCGCCAAGAAUCGCCAUCAAGAGACAGUGACUCGCUUUGCGACUCUGAGGCAGCUAGCCCGGUACCCUUUCUGUGCACGCAAGACGGUUCUGAAGGGGAAACAGAUGUUGUGUGGAACUUUUACACACCGAAAUCUGAACAUGCAGCCAAAUCACGCCUUAAAAACUCCACACCGCUCAGUAGAAAGACUAGAAAAAUAAUAAAAACUACAGUCAUUGAAAAGCCUUUGCCAAAACGAAGAACCCUUAAAGCAACACAGAAGAAAACUGAACUAUUCCAAGACUUAAUAGAAUUAAACGAAAAUUUGCAUGAAUUGAUGUCUAAAAAACCAAAAGCUGUAAUGGAAGAGAAAAGGAAAUCGGGUAGUGAAGAGGAUAUAUUCAGCGAUUCAGGUGAUAGUUCACCUAAGAGUGGUUUCAGAGCAAACUCUAGAUGUUUAAGAAGAAAUGUGCUUAGUUCGAAAUUCAUUAAACAAGAGGCUGAAACUGCACUGGAAUCCGAUGAUUCCAUGAAUGAGUGCCUUGUAAAAGCCAGCCAAGUUGUCGAAGAGAAGAUUUUAAAUGAAGAACCUACACCUGCUAAGAGACUCUGUUUAGAUAUUGAAUCAAAAUGUCCAAGUCCCAAUAAGCCGAGUUUAAACUUCAAAAUGGAUCAUGAUUCUAUGGAUGCAAUUUUGAACAGCAUCAAAUUAGACUCUCCAAUUCUUAACAAGACAAAGACAAAUUCGUCUCGAUUAAUAAAUGACUCUUUUGACAGUUUAGUCGGAAACUUGAAUGACAGUGCAUUGGAUCGGUUAACACAAAUGCCGUCUAAGGCAAAUAGGAGUAAAUUAAAUUCAUCUACAGAUUGGACAGUACAAGAAGUUGUAGUACAUGACAGUAGUCCGAUGUCAAAAUCAUUUUUUGGUCGACACAGUUCUAUGCCAGAGUCUCCUAUUGUUGCUGAAAUAAAUAAACCUUCUACCAGUGGGAUGGUAUUUGGGAGAUACAAUUCUAUGCCAUAUGCUGAUAAAAACAAGAACGCAGGAUAUUCACCAACAAGAUGCACUCAGGAGGAGAUUAAGAGAAAACAUCAACAAGCCAGAGAAAAACUUCUUGCCAAAAGACUUUUGCCUUUCACUUCUACUCAACAGAGCGUUCAUGUUCUACCAACCCAGGUGUCACAUCCAGUAUCUCAAACACCGAAGAAACCAUUCCAACCUAAGGUUGCCAGUUCCAUACAAAAAUUUAAUAACUUAAAAAAAAAUCCUUUGCCAAAUAACAAUGUAAACUUAAAUUUAGCACCACAACAGAGUGUAACCAGUUCAGCAGAUAUAAAAAUGCUGAUUGAAAAGAAAAGGCAAGAGGCAUUAAUGAAGUUACGACGACGGCAACCACAAAAGCCAUAAGACUUGAAUUUUUGAUAUUUAUUUAAAUGGAAAUUAUGCGUUGUUUUAUGCCUUGUGAUAUGUAAUCUAGAUGUGUUUAUGUAGAGAUAAG